AUGGGGCCGGUUGUAGAUAACAACGAGGCUAUGCGCUGUGAAUAUAUUUCAAUAAUUCUCCAUACAGCUGUCAGCCUCGAUGGUUUGAUUAUCUCGCCUCAAUUGUCAAUAAUUGGGAAGCAAAACCGGCCGGGGAAAGGUGUGGCCCAGAACCUGAUGCAAUGUCAAAGUUCAUGUGAGAAGGAAAAAAGGAAGGCAGACGUGGCAUUCGACUCUGAGUAUGAGUACGUUUACGACGUUCUCAAGGAUUCAACCGAACUGCGUAAGAAUGUGAAGGAUAGGGUAACGGCUAAUGAAGAACCCGCGACUGAGAAGCGUCGUGUGGAGGAAAAAAUCAAGAAAAAAUAA
Ambispora leptoticha is the source of this 348-nucleotide messenger RNA. Lineage: Eukaryota; Fungi; Glomeromycota; Glomeromycetes; Archaeosporales; Ambisporaceae. The record is from the annotation of a GenBank genome assembly.